Molecule: messenger RNA, 1245 nt
Organism: Carya illinoinensis
Lineage: Eukaryota; Viridiplantae; Streptophyta; Magnoliopsida; Fagales; Juglandaceae
Product: ACT domain-containing protein ACR12
Exons: 9
Coding region: 62-1027 (321 amino acids)
Cellular component (GO): chloroplast thylakoid membrane; chloroplast stroma
Source: RefSeq, a predicted model, not a curated record
CACCCUGUUGAAAGCCAAAAUUUCCUGAGCAAUCCAACUAUACAGUCAAUCCAGCGCUGCCAUGGCCCUCGCAAACACCGCCUUCUGCUCCUCGUCCUCUGCCGUCCGUCGAUCUAGGGUUUCGGGUAUCGGUUUCAUUCCACAGCUCUCUCCAUGCGAGCCACUCGCAGUUUUACCGGUUCGCUUCAAGUGCUCAGAACCUGCACUCGCUUUCUCGAGAAAGAAGAAUAUUUUGCAUGCAUCUACCGAUGGUUUGAAUGCAGUUGAUUCAACCUCAUUGAAGUUUGAUCGAGAUGCCGAUUAUGUCCCUAUGCCAAUAGUUCUGAUAGAUCAAGAUUCAGAUUCUGAUGCAACAAUUGUUCAGCUCAGCUUUGGGGAUCGCCUGGGAGCUCUCAUUGACACGAUGAAAGCAUUGAAAGAUUUGGGACUGGAUGUGUCAAAGGGAACUGUUGCCACUGAGGGAUCAGUCAAACAAACAAAAUUUUUCAUCACACGAUUAGACACAGGGCGCAAAGUUGAAGAUCCUGAUAUGUUAGAGAGAAUUCGACUGACCAUCAUUAACAAUCUUUUGAAGUAUCAUCCAGAAUCUAGUGCCCAACUUGCUAUGGGUGAGGCUUUUGGAAUAAAAGCACCAGAGAAGAAGCUUGAUGUUGAUAUUGCAACUCAUGUACAAGUGAAGGAAGAUGGAACCAAGAGGAGUUUACUUUAUAUAGAGACAGCAGAUAGACCUGGAUUACUGGUAGAAAUCAUCAAAAUUAUUGCUGAUAUUAACAUUGAUGUGGAAUCAGCUGAAAUUGAUACAGAAGUAUGCUCUCUCUCUCUCUCUCUCUCUCUCUCUCUCUCUCUCUCAUACACACAUUAUGUUAUGAUCAAGUGCUCAUCUCUCAUUCAACAGGGACUGGUAGCCAAAGAUAAGUUUCAUGUCAGCUACAGAGGGGCAGCGUUAAACACCUCGUUGUCUCAGGUCUUGGUGAAUUGUCUACGCUAUUAUCUCCGAAGGCCAGAAACAGAUAUAGAUAGUUACUAAAACCCGGAAAUACCUCUUUCGUGUCUGUAAACCCAGUGUAACUCUUCUUCUAUCAAAUCAUCCUUGAGCUGUAAAAAUCCCCAAAAAGGUCAGACGCUAUGGUUUUUUACUCGCAUUCUGGAAGGCUUUUGUAACAGAUGCCAGUGACUCCCUUCUCGUUACCUGGGAAAUGACUGAUAUAAUUAAUAAAUGGAAUAUGAAAACCAGCUACUUUUUGA